Molecule: messenger RNA, 2345 nt
Organism: Phragmites australis (common reed)
Lineage: Eukaryota; Viridiplantae; Streptophyta; Magnoliopsida; Poales; Poaceae
Product: synaptotagmin-5-like
Exons: 13
Coding region: 316-2052 (578 amino acids)
Cellular component (GO): endoplasmic reticulum
Molecular function (GO): lipid binding
Source: RefSeq, a predicted model, not a curated record
CUCUCUCUCCCCCAAGAUCUCCCCCGUUCGUUCGCUUCCCCUCACAAUUUCCGUUCCCUUGUCUCUCCACAUCUGCUCUCCUCGGUUUUUCAAACUUGUCCUGGACCCGAGAGCAGCAGCAGGCCUCCACUAGCAAAUCCGUCCACGCAGCCCCCGCUCUCCCGUCGCGCGCCGGCAUUAGCCUGCCCAACGGGGAGUGCGCCGCCGCCGCCCUUCAGCUCGCUAGCUCGCUCUGGAGCUUCGUUCCCGCGCCGGCUUGCUGGCUGGCGGAGGAGGAGCGGGUGGUGUUGUUUCGGGCAGAGGAGGGGGAGCGGAAUGGGUUUCUGGGUGGGCCUCGCGCUGGGGGUCGCGGUGGGCGUCGCGCUCAUCGUCGGCUUCGCUCGCUCCGAGAACUCGCGCGCCGCCCGCCGCCGCCAGCUGGCUGCUACUGUUGCUAGUUUCUCCAAGAUGACGAUCGAGGAUUCACGAAAGUUACUCCCAUCUGACCUGUACCCUUCGUGGGUUGUUUUCUCAUCGCAGCAAAAGUUAAAAUGGCUUAAUCAAGAGCUGAUAAAAAUUUGGCCGUAUGUGAGUCAGGCAGCAUCAGAACUGAUCAAAGCCUCUGUUGAACCUGUUCUUGAACAAUAUAGGCCAGUAAUAAUAGCUUCCCUCAAGUUCUCAAAACUCACUCUUGGAACUGUUGCACCACAGUUUACUGGUGUUUCAAUAGUUGAGAAUAAGGACUCAGGUAUCAUCAUGGAGCUAGAGAUGAACUGGGAUGCCAAUCCAAGUAUCAUACUAGAUAUAAAAACUAGACUUGGUGUAGCGCUUCCGAUACAGGUAAAGGACAUUGGCUUUACAGGAGUUUUCCGCUUGAUUUUUAAACCACUGGUUGAAGAGCUACCAUGCUUUGGAGCUGUUUGCUUUUCUCUACGAAAGAAGAAAAAGCUGGAUUUUAGACUGAAAGUCAUUGGUGGCGAAAUUUCUGCUAUACCUGGGAUUUCAGAUGCUCUUGAGGACACAAUAAAAAAUGCUAUUGAAGACUCAAUAACAUGGCCAGUAAGGAAAGUCAUUCCUAUAAUACCUGGGGACUACAGUGAUUUGGAACUGAAGCCUGUUGGUACAUUGGAAAUCAAGCUUGUGCAAGCAAGAGAUUUGACGAACAAAGAUCUGAUAGGAAAAUCUGAUCCUUUUGCCAUUGUAUAUGUCCGCCCAUUACCAGACAAAAUGAAGAGAAGUAAAACAAUUAACAACGAUCUGAACCCCAUCUGGAAUGAACACUUCGAGUUUAUAGUUGAAGAUGCCGAUACUCAGAGUGUCACUGUGAAGAUUUAUGAUGAUGAUGGUAUUCAGGAAUCUGAAUUGAUUGGCUGUGCUCAAGUUAGGCUAAAGGAUCUGCAACCAGGCAAAGUGAAGGAUGUCUGGUUGAAGCUUGUAAAAGAUUUGGAGAUUCAAAGGGACAGGAAAGAUCGGGGUCAGGUGCACCUUGAGCUGCUCUACUAUCCAUUUGACAUGAAGGAGGAGGCUCCAAAUCCUUUCAGACAACAGUUUUCAAUGACUUCCCUGGAGAGGACAAUGACAAGUAUGGAAAAUGGAUCAGGGAGCACUAGUUUUGACAGGCUGUCUUCAAGGAAGAAAAAGGAAAUUAUCGUGCGGGGGGUUCUGUCAGUGACUGUGAUAUCUGGGGAGGAUCUGCCGGCAAUGGAUAUGAAUGGAAAGUCUGACCCGUAUGUCGUACUUUCUCUCAAGAAGACAAAAACAAAGUACAAGACAAGGGUUGUGAAUGAAAGCUUGAACCCAAUUUGGAAUCAGACUUUCGACUUUGUUGUUGAAGAUGGCUUACAUGAUAUGCUUAUGUUGGAAGUAUAUGAUCACGACACUUUCAGUAGAGAUUACAUGGGGCGGUGCAUCCUGACUUUAACCAAGGUUUUGCUCGAAGAAGAUUACAAGGAGAGCUUCAACCUGGAGGGAGCAAAGAGUGGGAAACUGAACUUGCAUCUGAAGUGGUCGCCUCAAUCAAUCAUGCGUGAUUCGCGAGAAGAGGACAGCUUAAGGUUCAGAUCAGUCCAGUAGCUGUGCACGCAUGGGUGCACGUCUGGUUUUUGAGGUCGGGGGUUGGGUGUCUGCUGUCCAUGGUUUGAAGGUUCUGGCUCUCAUCUGAAAACCUGCUUGGUUCAGUACUUCAGUCAUCGUUUUUCAUGCGCAAAUGGAUCCGUUGCACAUAUACAUGCAAUUGUUAUGUUGUUGAUCGGUUAGCUCGAGGUCUGCAAUGUAAUGUUGUCAAUAGAUAUGUGUAUCUUCUUUGUAACGCCAUGUUCAAAGCAGAAAUGUGUAAAUCUAGUGGAAAUAAAUUUAGAGUCCUUUUA